UUGGCAUGGGAUGGGAUUUAUGCAUUGCUUAUUGCUUUAAUUUCUAUAAAUAAACAAAGUUCACGAUGACUUUAUCAUUUAGUUAGCUUAUAAUAUGUUGUGUAGAAUUGAUUAAAUUAUGAUCCAUAAUUUAAGAAGAGGGGACUAAGACCUCUCGUUGGAUAGUCCAUAAUAUUAUGUUCAAAUAGUGCUAAGAUGAUGCGAAACAUUGAGUACGGAUUUGUGGUGUUCUUCUCUUUGAGUUACACUCUUGGAGAAGAAUUCAAUCUCUUUGGAGACGCAGGCCAAGCAUAUUCAGUAGAAGUGAACCUAGGUCAUCCACCACAAAAGUUUAAUUUAUUAGUUGAUACAGGCAGCACUACAUUGGCCAUAGCAUCACAAGUGCGGCAAGGGGGCAAGUCAUUCUUCAAGGCAAAUGAAUCUAGCUCCAUUUGGGACAGUGGGAAACAAGUGCAAGCCAAAUACUCCCAAGGGAUGUGGGUGGGACACCUGGCGUCAGAUUGGGUGCAGUUCCCAUCACUCCCAAACAUCCCCAAAGUGAGAACAGACUUGGCACUUAUCACAGAAAGCCAUAAAUUCUUCAUGAAUGGGUCUGGAUGGCAGGGUCUUCUAGGCCUGGCGUACCUGCCCGUGGGAGCUUGGGGUGAGAACAUUAUUGUUGAGUCCUGGUUAGACUCCGUGGACCGCACUCUCAAGAAACCCAUUUCAUUCCAACUCAAGCUGUGUGGGGUCAAAAGUGCUACUAACGCAACUCAUUAUGGAAACCUCCAAAUGCUUGAUGAUGCCGCCGAAAAUAAAAAUAAUAACCAGACAUACCAGACACCAGUUCUCCGUCAACGCUGGUAUGAAGUAGGCGUGUUGUCAGUGCGAGUGAUAGAUAAAACUACAGGCGCCAAUAAUACGGCUUCUACGCAAAGUCCUGUGGUGACAGAUAUCAAUAAUGAGAUAUGCUUGAAACUUAACGAAGAGAAGAGCAUUGUUGAUAGUGGCACUACGAACAUUCGGUUGCCUGACACUGUUUUUAGAGAGAUUGUUGGCCAAAUAAGAAAUGCAGUUCCUGAGACAAAUGUGAUUUCGGAUGAAUUUUGGUACCAUGGAGAGGCGGGGUGCUGGCCGCAGCCGCAAGAGUGGUCGCUGCCGUGGAUCGCGAUAGACCUGCUGAGCGUCGAUGCGGACAACCAGUAUUUCACACUCGAAAUACCGCCGCAGAACUACAUGCGAGUGGUGUCGGCGGGCGAGGCGGGUGCGGACUUCGUGUGCUAUAAGCUGGGGCUGGAGGCCGGGACCGAGACCGUGCUGGGCUACACCGCCAUGGAGGGGUUGCAGGUGCUAUUUAACAGAUCAGCCGGCUGGAUCGGCUGGCAAGCUUCCGACUGCGGCUCGAACGCGCGCGUCACAGGCCCCUACAACGCGUCCACAUCCCUCAUAGACUCGUGCCAACUCCGGCGCCCCGUGUCCGAGACGGCGGUCUCCAUCCGCGCGGCGCAGUGGGCCCUGUGUGCGAUCUCUAUAAUCGCCGCUGGGGUUUUGGUGUAUCUCUUAGCUCCUUGUGUUAAAGCGAUGUGUAAGAAGCCGUUGAGGAUGCAACAGAUAUCGCUGUCGACGGCUGCGUUGGUUGAACAAGAGACGUGAUGGUAAAUGUUAUUUUGUAUAAAACACUGAUUGAUGUCACAAAGUGGCUGCUUAAGUGUGUGAUAUAGUGUUUUUUUGUUUAAAUUACUGUGGCGUCUAUCCUCUUAAGGUCCACAAUCCACACAUAGUUAAAUACUAAUUACUUCAUUGUAAUUUGAACCAUUUCUAAUUGGAAUAGAGUUGAAUUUCUUUUGUUUCGUUCGAUAUCAAAACAGUAGAAAUUCAACACAUUGAUUUCAAAUUCCACUGACAACUUGUAUUAUGGGCUUUAAGGCUACAAGUCUUCAACGCUCAUAUAGGUCACAAUUUCAGCAAUAUGAACUUAGAUAUUUCAAUAAUUUAGUCAAUGGCGUUUUGUCACCGGUGAGGGCAUUACGACGAAACGGGAUUUUUUUUACCGUGGACGAGAUAUGUUUUUUUUUGUCUUCUCUUAAGUAUUAUUAGCAAGUGGUCCCUUUUAGAAAGACCGAUUAUAUAAGCGAAAGUCUCUUUUAAACUAUUCGCUUUUAAAAAUGGCCACCAUAGUGGUCGUCCAAUCGAAUUACUUUAAUUUUUAAGUUUUGACCUUCUUACUUUUAUUUCACAAAUUCAAAACGAACAUAACGACAAUUGAUAUUAAGUUCUAGGACUUAUACAUUUUUUUAUUUAAUACUUACGAAUUUUCUCAAACAUAAUUGUAAAUAUUUCGUACCCCUACGCAAAAGUAAAGCGGUAGUAACGCUGGCGGUAUUACCCGAGUUUUGGUGUGCGUGAGAAAAAAAAAAUGUGCUCAUUGUCUAAGUAAGUUUGUGUAGGUAAUAGUAAUACCUAUAAUAAAAUGUUCAUUCACCUAUUAGUAUAAUAUGUUUGUUGUCUCGAGUUUUAUGAAUAUUUAGAAGCAUUUCCCUUUCUAAUAAGGGAGAGCGAACGUUUUCUGAAACAUGUUUGGUCUUUACCUUGUAUUAAUUUGCGAAUGAGUCAUCUAAUGAUUGUGUAUGAAGAAUAUAGACAAAGAAAUGAUAAAUGCAAACUUGGAGUGUUGUGUCUAAGGCUCUAGGGCCCUCCGUGAAAAUCCAUAACCGACAUUUCGUUAUUUGCCUCUAUCACUCUUACAUAUUCGAGCGAUAGGGAGGCAAAUAAAUGAACAAAUUAUUAUUAGAUAUACAAAACCUCAUAGGUAUACAAAACUAAACCUACAUUUCUACAAUUUUGGGCUACAAUUUAGGUAAGUAUUAUUUCUUUGUCUAUGGUCAUGAGGCAGCUCUGAAAGAGCGCAUUUUACUUAUAAGUCUGAUAAUAUUAGCUAGUCCUUAGGUAACUGAAUUUUAACACGAUCACAUUUUAAUUCUGUGAAUUAAGAUCUUUAGAUCAUAAAUAAUCAUAAUAGUGAGAGUAGGUAUUUCUAGACGUGUUUUCAAUUAGAAAAUGUAAAUUGUUCACAAUAUAUCGAUUUAUAUUGCACCUGAAUUCAUUGAUAAUAUUCAGACCUACAUCUUUUUAUUGAAUCAUAUUAGUAAUCUAAUAGAUGUACGGAAACAAACAAGAAUCUGUGGCGUUAGAAUAGUAGGUUUACUCUACUUCGCUUUUUUAUGGUUCGGAAAGUUGUUCUUUAUUUGUUUGUAAACGAAUUUAAAACUGACUAACCUAACCAAGCCAAGAUGCCAAUCGUUUACGCCGUAGCGAACGAUACGCUAAGGGCUGAUUUAGACAACGCGCGAACUCGUAUGCGAUUUUAAUUACAUUGAGUACUAUUGGUUACAUCCAAUUCAGCCGACCAAUCAAAUACCGCAAUGUAAUGAAACUCGCAUGCGAGUUCUCGCACCAUGUAAAUGGGCCUUAAUAUCUUUCUUAUUGAUCGUCCCAUCUACUCCUGGAUUAUAAAGUAGGUACAUAAUUAUUAAUACGCUUUUAGAUUUAGGUACUUAAUUUAUAGUAGCGAUUCCUUUAGGAAUAAGUAUUUUGUGAAAUUGACCAAUUUGUGAAAGGGUAAAAAAUGUUAACAAUAAAUCGAUUUUUGAUUUCAAAA
Molecule: messenger RNA, 3637 nt
Organism: Cydia fagiglandana
Lineage: Eukaryota; Metazoa; Arthropoda; Insecta; Lepidoptera; Tortricidae
Product: beta-secretase 1-like
Exons: 9
Coding region: 196-1632 (478 amino acids)
Biological process (GO): membrane protein ectodomain proteolysis; amyloid-beta metabolic process
Cellular component (GO): endosome; plasma membrane; trans-Golgi network
Molecular function (GO): aspartic-type endopeptidase activity
Source: RefSeq, a predicted model, not a curated record